AUGCCUGCUGCCACCACGGCGGACACGCUAUCCCUCGUCACUCGCACCGUUACGGUCGCUCCUCUAGUCCUACUUUCCGUCGCCGAUCACUACGGACGUAUACCCAAAGGUGCUCGGAAACGUGUUGUUGGUGUACUGCUGGGUGAGAACUCGGGUAACAAUGUUCGAGUGUCCAACAGUUUUGCAGUUCCAUUUGAGGAAGAUGACAAGGACCCAUCUGUGUGGUUCUUGGACCACAAUUUCGUUGAGUCGAUGUCAGACAUGUUCAAGAAAAUCAAUGCUCGCGAGAAGCUAGUUGGCUGGUAUCACUCUGGCCCGAAGCUACGCGCAUCCGAUCUCGAAAUCAACGAGCUCUUCAAGAAAUACACCCCUAACCCUCUGCUGGUGAUCGUUGAUGUCCAACCAAAGGAGGUUGGCGUCCCUACAGAUGCUUACUUUGCCGUAGAUGAGAUCAAGGAUGAUGGAACAACAACCUCCAGGACAUUCGUGCAUACCCCUUCGAUAAUCGAGGCUGAAGAGGCGGAAGAGAUUGGUGUGGAGCACCUUCUCAGGGAUAUCAGGGACGUCGCAGUGGGCACGCUUUCCACCCGUAUCACUUCACAGCUGCAGUCAUUGCAAGGGUUGCACCUGCGCCUACGUGAUAUCGGCCAAUACCUCCAGAAAGUCCUCGAUCGCGAGAUCCCCGUCAAUCACGCCAUCCUGGGCCACCUCCAGGACGUCUUCAACCUCCUCCCCAACCUCUCCACCCCACCCCAGACACAGCGGAUUAGCGGCCAGGAGGCUACGUUGGAGAACAACGAGCUCGCUCGAGCCAUGAGCAUCAAAACCAAUGAUCAGCUGAUGGCCAUCUAUAUCAGCAGUCUCAUCCGCGCCAUUACGGCGUUCCAUGACCUGAUCGAGAACAAGAUCCAGAACCGACAGCAGCAGGAAGAGAGCGACUUGAAGCGGGAACAGGAGGCUAUUGCAGCCAAGGGUGAUAAGGACAAGAAGGUGAAUGGGUCGACAAAUGACGACCAAAAGGACGAGCAGGAGAGUUCCGAUAAGAAGAGCUAA
Messenger RNA from Penicillium taxi, 1053 nucleotides. It is a transcript of the gene rpn8, whose product is annotated as proteasome regulatory particle lid subunit RPN8. Lineage: Eukaryota; Fungi; Ascomycota; Eurotiomycetes; Eurotiales; Aspergillaceae. Bases 1 to 1053 code for a protein of 350 amino acids. Gene Ontology annotation, biological process: proteasome-mediated ubiquitin-dependent protein catabolic process. The record is from RefSeq and is a predicted model, not a curated record. Gene Ontology annotation, cellular component: proteasome regulatory particle; proteasome complex. The transcript is spliced from 3 exons. Gene Ontology annotation, molecular function: protein binding; metallopeptidase activity.